AUGCUGUCGAUGGCCAAAUUGGAGUUUCUGCAACGCGCUGGUGCCCCAUUGGACAUCCCGCACCACAGGAAGAACAGCGACCGAAAGAGCUCAACACGCUUUCCGAGCUUCCGAAGCUUCUUCAGCCGCAACCGCAGCGACCGGAGCCACCCUGGCUCGAGCGCAAGUGACGACGACAGCUCCGGCUCCGAGGACGAGGACGACAUCGAUGUGGAAGAGGGGGAGAGCGGUCGUUUUUCUCGGAUGCUGAUGCACGUCGCACCACGUGAAGUGGUGCACAUGAGGGAGUCCUUCGUGUACAUGGUUGCUGGCCUGAAGUCUUUUGCUCGCUACAUGGACCCGGAAAUCAUGCGCAUCGUCGUUCAGAGCAAGCGCCAGGCCCAGCUGGGCAUGGGAAAGGCGCCGGUGACCAUUUUCUUCAGUGAUAUCGCCAACUUCACCACCAUUGCCGAGAGCUUGGACCCCGAGACGUUCAUGAGCAUGUUGAGCGAUUACCUUGACGAGAUGAGCAAGAUCAUCAUGGGCAAGAGGGGCGUAGUCGGCGAGUUCAUCGGUGAUGCCAUCAUGGCGUGGUGGAAUGCUCCCAUCGACCUUGGGCCCAAGCAUACCGAGCUCGCUCUCGCUGCAGCUUUGGACCAGCAGGACCGAGUAUCUGAGCUUCGAGAGAAGUGGAUGAAUGAAGGACUUCCAGAGGUUCGAGUUCGUAUGGGCCUGGUCCGGGGUACUGUGCUGGCAGGGAACAUUGGCAGCUCACAGCGCAUGAAGUAUGGUCUCGUGGGCGACAGCGUUAAUUUGGCUUCCCGGUUGGAAGGACUAUGCAAGUUUUACGGUGUGGGCAUCAUCAUCGAGGAGGAGGCCGCCAGUGCACCAGGAGUGCGAGAGAAAUUCCAUCUUCGCCUGUUGGACCUGGUGACGGUGAAAGGUCGGCACCAGGCGACGGAGCUGUUUCAGCUGGUCGGCGUUCAGGCUUCUUUGCCCGACUCUUUCGAAUCGCUGGAGGAAGUUCAGUUCUUCACCGAUGGCUUCACUCAAGUCCACGCCCUCUACCGUGCACGAAAGUUCGAGGCUGCCAGAUCCCUGCUCUUCACGUACCUUGAGCGGUUUCCCCAGGACGCACCAAGCAAGAUGCUUCUCCAGCGAGUGGAGACACUCUUGCAAGACCCGCCUCCUGCGGACUGGACGCCAGUCUACAUGCUUACAGAGAAGUGA
This is a messenger RNA of Symbiodinium sp. CCMP2592, 1209 nucleotides long. The record is from the annotation of a GenBank genome assembly. Lineage: Eukaryota; Dinophyceae; Suessiales; Symbiodiniaceae.